AUGUUCAUCUGGAGCAAAGCCCCCGCGAGGGGCUUGGGGAAAGCUACAAAGAAGCUUCCCAAGCGCGAUGAAAGUAGUAAGGUCUUUGAAAAGAUCCAAUAUGCGCAUCUAUCCACGUCCACGACCUAUAUUCGAAAAUCGUCGAGCUCAGCGAAAGAGCGCCAGCGCGCCGAACGCCAGCAGUUGACGCGCCUGCUGAAGGAGUCGCCCGGCAAACGCGAUGCGCGCAACUUUCUGAAGCAAUUCGAUGCCCCCAAAAAGAGCAAAGCCGCGAUCGCAGCAAAGGCCAAGGAGCUCGUUAGUGAAAAGAUACACAAUGAUUCAGGUUCCCUACGAACAGGCGUGAAUCUGGGCGACUUGUACAAGCCUACCGUCUUUACGCGCGAACCGCUCCCAGAGCAGGAGUAUCAGGCGGAAGAGAAGCAUGAGCCGAUACAUCUGGCACUCGUCAAACUUCGGCAGCCUCAGACGCUCGACGACCGCACCCUGGGGGAUAUCGCAUUGACGUUGAGUCAGAUGGCACAGCUGGGGCUCAGCACCGCUGUUGUAUUAGACUGCGACCAGGACACCGGUGCAUACAACACAGAGCUCACGCUCGAAUAUGGAAACAUGGUCAGAGAGCAGGCACUGCGCUUAGUGGCAGCGCUGGAAGAAUACAACGAGCCAGGAGGCCUGUUGGUCGAAGACGCUUUGGGCUACUCCCCACAGGCCGAUGGCAUGCCCAGUACUGUACAGGUGCGGGGAGGUGUAGAGGUCCAGCAUAGCUACCUACUCUUUCCACCCAUAGACGACGGCGUCAUCCCAGUGAUCACCCCGUUCGCGUACGAUGCAAAUCUGAAGAAGGUCAGGGUCCAGGCGGACGACGUGCUUCUUGCCCUUGUUCGCGAGUUUGCCGGUCUCGCUGGCCAGGCAGGCGGUAAUGGCUCAAUUGGUGGCGCACUGUACAAAACAGAAGACCUUGUAGAGAGGCCUAUCCUGGACCGCAUCAUCAUCCUCGAUCCGCUUGGUGGCAUACCAUCGGAGAAACGAGCAGAUGGCGCUCACGUAUUCGUCAACCUAGAAGCUGAAUACCGCGACAUAAAGAAGGAGCUUCUGCAGCUAUCGUCAGCAACUCCGGAUGACAAGAUCAACCAUUCAGUAUCGCUUGGCACCGGCAACCCAUUCUCAAAGUUUGUCGAGGAAGAAGUUGCAUCAUUACCGGGCACAAAGCCACAACAAGUUAGCAACUCGGCUCCUAUGCGUCACUUGAGGAAUCUCGAAGUGGUCGAGCGCGGCCUGAAACUGCUACCUCCAUCCUCCUCUGGCCUCGUUCUGACGCCGCUAGAAGCUGCAAGGAAGGCUAUACCUGACGAUGCGCGGACUUCGCCUGCGAAGAACCCUUUACUACACAACGUGUUGACCGACAAGCCGAUGACAUCUUCAUCGUUACCUACAUCACCAACUUCUCGUUUCCUGGGAUCCACUACACCUAACCCUGCCACCUUCUUCAAGAAAGGCAUACCACUUACGAUGAUUCCAGACCCGCGCAUUCAUGGGCCAUGGCAGCCACCAUCUGCAACGAACCCGAGCAUAGAGCUAGCAGAUGACCCACGUAUCAACUUCCCCAAACUUGUUAAUCUCAUCGACGACUCUUUUCGACGAAAGCUUCAUCCCAAGAACUACCUGGACCGCAUCCGUGGUCGUGUUGCUGGCAUCAUCAUAGCAGGCGACUACGAAGGCGGCGCAAUCUGUACAUGGGAGACUCCUAAAUCCCUGUAUGGACUCAGCCAUCCUACCCACCCUUCUCCAGAUUCGCCUUACUACGUCCCUUACCUGGAUAAAUUUGCCGUCCUCACAUCAUCCCAAGGCUCCGGUGGCGUGUCAGAUAUUGUUUGGGCUGCUUUGACACGAACGUGCUUUCCCGAUGGCGUAGUCUGGAGGAGUCGGACCAGCAAUCCCGUGAAUAAGUGGUAUCAGGAGCGGAGCAAGGGUAUGUGGAACUUACCAGGUGACCAGUGGACCAUGUUCUGGACUACGCAGGGCGUGGAGAAUGGUUGGGAUGCUAGUGAAUGGGGAGGGGUGGACAGGAUGAGGGAGUUGAGGAAGUGGGAUGCCUAUGUAGAUGUUUGUAGUGGUAUUGAGCCGAGUUGGGCGGAUGGUAUACAGAGAGCGGACUAG
Molecule: messenger RNA, 2157 nt
Organism: Alternaria atra
Lineage: Eukaryota; Fungi; Ascomycota; Dothideomycetes; Pleosporales; Pleosporaceae
Exons: 2
Coding region: 1-2157 (718 amino acids)
Biological process (GO): L-arginine biosynthetic process
Cellular component (GO): mitochondrial matrix
Molecular function (GO): L-glutamate N-acetyltransferase activity, acting on acetyl-CoA as donor; arginine binding
Source: RefSeq, a predicted model, not a curated record